Cryphonectria parasitica EP155 is the source of this 687-nucleotide messenger RNA. RefSeq lists its product as uncharacterized. The annotation marks the transcript as partial. NCBI's taxonomy places the organism in Eukaryota, Fungi, Ascomycota, Sordariomycetes, Diaporthales, Cryphonectriaceae. The record is from RefSeq and is a predicted model, not a curated record. The transcript has 2 exons.
CAAUACCCUUGUAAUACUCGCUUGCUAAGCGACGACAUCUUUCUUCUCAAGUCAAGAGACCGAAUCGUUGAUCCGAUUCCGCCUCUCCGACUCGACACUCGUUACACACCUAUACUUUACAACCCUUUCUUCGGUCGACCGACCAAGACUCACAUAUACACAAAAUGAGAUUAUCAACAAUCUUCGCGGCUGUGGUUGCCGCUGCCUACCCGGCAUACGCAGUCACCACCACCAGCGAGACGACUUCUACUGCAGCUUCAACUGCGACCGGUGUCGCGUCGCCAUCGGCUCAACCUACCCUCGGCGUAGCCAUCUCGCAGGGCUGCUUCUCAUCCUGGGGCGAUCUGAUCUUGACAAACACCUCGGUGUUCAAUUCUCGAGGCUCCUGUGCGACCGUGAACUGCACGGACGCCGGCUAUCUGGUGGCCGCGAUGACGGACGGUGAUGAGUGCUGGUGCGGCAAUGAGUACCCACCGGAGGACACGAGGGCAGCCGACUCCAAAUGCAGCAUUGGCUGCUCUGGCUAUCCUCAGGAGGCCUGUGGUGGCUUCUCGGGUAAUACGAAAUACUUUUCGGUAUUCAACACCGGCAUCUCGCUGGACGUAUCCUAUGCCAAGGACAAUGCUAGUUCAACAAGCAGCACAGGCAACGUAGUUGCUUCGUCUACAGUCGUAUCCGGUGGCCAAA